Daucus carota subsp. sativus is the source of this 555-nucleotide messenger RNA. RefSeq lists its product as uncharacterized. The transcript has a single exon. The record is from RefSeq and is a predicted model, not a curated record. Bases 1 to 555 code for a protein of 184 amino acids. NCBI's taxonomy places the organism in Eukaryota, Viridiplantae, Streptophyta, Magnoliopsida, Apiales, Apiaceae.
AUGUCUUCUGCACUAUCACUCCGUAGCAUUCUUGAUGCUAACAAGUUGACUGGUCCCAAUUUUGCUGAUUGGCUUCGUAACUUGAGAAUUGUUCUCAAGUCUGAGAAGUUGGACCAUGUGAUUAACUCACCACUGCCUAAGGCCCCUGUUGAUGAUGCACCUUAUGAUGAGCAUCAAGCUCAUCGCUCGUGGAUGGAUGAGGCAAAUGUUGCCCAGUGUAUUAUGUUGGCCUCCAUGAACUCUGAGCUUCAGAAGCAACAUGAGUACAUGGAUGCUUACACUAUACUGAUUCAUCUACAAGAGUUGUAUCAUGUUGAGGGGAGGACAGCUCGAUAUGAGAUAUCGAAAGAGCUGUUCCGUUGUAAAAUGGCAGAGGGGACAUCUGUGAAUGACCAUGUGCUCAAGAUGAUCAAUUUGAUUGAACGUUUAGGACAACUUGGUUUUGUCAUGGAUGGGGAGCUAAGCCAAGACUUGGUCUUGCAAUCGCUUCCAGAUUCGUUCUCGCAAUUUGUUGUGAACUUUCACAUGAAUAAGAUGGAUGUUAGCUUGCCUUAA